AUGCGCAAACGAGCCCCUCGCAUCUGCCCUCACAACCCCUCACAAGAUGGCGUAUGUGGUUGUCAUGAAUUCUGGGAGCGUAGCAAACAGCCUUCCUCCGAUACCGGGGUUACUGCAGAUGCGACAGUAGGUGGUGAGAACAUAAUAGUAGAGCAAGAAAGAAAGAAAAAGAAGAGGAAGAGAGGAGGGAAAAAGCAGCGUAGAAAGGAAGAGAAGAAGAGAAUGGAAGAGGGGAAAGAGAAGAACACUAUGCAAGUUCUGGUCGAUUAUGAGCUGCCUGACGACGAUGACCGUCUGGACUGGGACACGGAUGAAGUGCGGAGAAUGGCGGGGGAGGUUGCGUGA
Molecule: messenger RNA, 345 nt
Organism: Bipolaris victoriae FI3
Lineage: Eukaryota; Fungi; Ascomycota; Dothideomycetes; Pleosporales; Pleosporaceae
Exons: 1
Coding region: 1-345 (114 amino acids)
Source: RefSeq, a predicted model, not a curated record